Messenger RNA from Closterium sp. Naga37s-1, 1002 nucleotides. The record is from the annotation of a GenBank genome assembly. Lineage: Eukaryota; Viridiplantae; Streptophyta; Zygnematophyceae; Desmidiales; Closteriaceae.
AUGAGACCUAGCGAACACGGCGAUGUGUCCAGGAGGGGGCGUGCAGAGAGUGACAUAGCAAGAACGAAUGAGGAACGUGCUAGGCAGGAGGCACAGCGAAAGCGGCGCGAGGAAGAAACGGAGCGGCAAAGAGUGGUAGAGGAGGCAGAACGAGCUGCGAGAGUGGCGGAGAAGGCGAGACAAAGACUCGAACAGGAACGGGUGGCCGCGCAGAGGCGUGCAGCAAGGGCAGCAGCACUUGAAAUGGCGGAGGCAAGGUGGAAGCGCCUUGAGGAGGAGGCUACGCGGGAGAGGGCGGAAUCUGAACGACGGCAGAGGGAGAUGGAGUUAGAGCAAAAGCGAGUGGAGGACGAGCUGGCGCGGCUGGUAAUGGAGGACGAGCAGGAGAGGACGGAGGCGCAUCGGCGGCACAGUGAUAGCGAGGCAGAUGUAAGGGGAACGGAGGCCGUGAGUCGCAAUGGAGAGGGGGUCCCCGAACGGCAUGAAGAGGAUUCGGAGGGAGGGAGGGGACGAGGAGAUUUGGCUGAACAAGAUGCCGAACCACCAAUCCGAACAUCCCAACCUGGGCAGACAGCACGACGAGGAAUGUCGAUUGCCGCUGGCCUGGUUGAGAGGAUUAGGACGGCGCGGCAGGUGGGGGCGCAGCCGACGGAGGGAGAAUUGGCUUCUCGACCAUUGUUGCCACGCGACGCGCAAGAACUACCUGAGGGGGAAACUCUACGAGACAUGAACGCGGCGGAGAGGGGAUUAGGAACGGUGGCGGUAGUUCAAGGACUGUCGGGGUGCUGGAGAAGCUUGAGGGGUACUGGGAUUCUGCAGGUGGUGCAUGUGGGCGAAGCUGAGGUAGAGAGGGCCGACAAUGAGCCACAUGAGCAGCCAACAGUCGAGGUUGACGACGUGGGCAAGAGAGCUGGAGUGGAGCGGCCGUUCAAGGCUCCCGGAUUGUUUGAGCGAAACAAGGGUAACGACGAGAUGAUAAGGUACACAUCUGAGCAACAAUAG